GCCGGCUGGGUUGCUGACGCAAGAGUUGGUAACCCUGAACAAGUGUCCGUGUCAAACAGAAUAAACAUUUAAAACCUCGAAUAAACUAUUUUUCUUGAGGAAAACCUCUGGAAAUCAAUGGAGUUUCCAACUAUUUUUGUCACAGUUGGCUCAACGCACUUCAGGGAGUUAAUUGAUACAAUAAAUUCCGAAGAAAUGGCACAAGUCCUUAGGGAAUUAAAAUGCCAAAGGAUACAUCUUCAGACUGGUUCCUACGAGGGCAAUAAUUCUAGUUCAGAAAUCCCUGAAAUCCAGACCAAUAAAUUUCAAUACACUUCAGAUAUCGGGCAGUUUAUUGCAGAGUCCGAUUUAGUAAUUAGUCAUGCUGGAGCUGGAACGUGCAUUGAGGUGCUGGAGCAGAGCAAACCUCUUAUUGUUGUUGUUAAUGACUCCCUGAUGCACAACCAUCAGACUGAAUUGGCUGAAAAGCUGGCAUCUGAGAAUGUCUUAAUCUCCUGUACCCCAUCCACCCUCUGCCGAACCCUGAGGCAGUUUAAUCUCAAUAAAUUGAAAAAGUACGAAAAAGGUGAUCCGAACAAUUUCAUCAGGGAACUUGAUAAACUUGUAGGAUUUGUAUAGCCGUAGGUAGAUAAUGAAAAUAUUGUAAAAAUAAAUCAUUUGUGAUUUAAAACAUUUUUACAAAUCAAUCAAAAUCGAAUAAAAUUUGAGAAUAUAAAAAUUGAAAA
This is a messenger RNA of Phlebotomus papatasi, 725 nucleotides long. RefSeq names its product UDP-N-acetylglucosamine transferase subunit ALG13 homolog (gene Alg13). Gene Ontology annotation, molecular function: hexosyltransferase activity. The coding region runs from base 118 to 618 and encodes 166 amino acids. Gene Ontology annotation, biological process: dolichol-linked oligosaccharide biosynthetic process. The record is from RefSeq and is a predicted model, not a curated record. Lineage: Eukaryota; Metazoa; Arthropoda; Insecta; Diptera; Psychodidae. The transcript is spliced from 2 exons.